AUGUCGAUGCAGGGAAACGGCCGUCGAUUCGUCCUCAAGGCUCCGAGAAACGAACAAUAUUUGACCAAGGAAAGCUUUGAUGUUGGCGGUCCGGCUCCGAGAGAGAACAAAGAUACGGAAACACAAUUGUGUUGGCCCAGGCCUCCGGUUACCUCAACUUCUUUACCAACCAACAAUGUCAAUGAGUGA
Podospora pseudopauciseta is the source of this 189-nucleotide messenger RNA. RefSeq lists its product as uncharacterized. The record is from RefSeq and is a predicted model, not a curated record. The coding region runs from base 1 to 189 and encodes 62 amino acids. Lineage: Eukaryota; Fungi; Ascomycota; Sordariomycetes; Sordariales; Podosporaceae. The transcript is spliced from 2 exons.